Messenger RNA from Bufo bufo (common toad), 2025 nucleotides. It is a transcript of the gene ING5, whose product is annotated as inhibitor of growth family member 5. The transcript has 8 exons. Gene Ontology annotation, cellular component: nucleus. The coding region runs from base 100 to 810 and encodes 236 amino acids. Gene Ontology annotation, biological process: positive regulation of DNA-templated transcription; positive regulation of apoptotic signaling pathway. The record is from RefSeq and is a predicted model, not a curated record. Gene Ontology annotation, molecular function: chromatin binding. NCBI's taxonomy places the organism in Eukaryota, Metazoa, Chordata, Amphibia, Anura, Bufonidae.
CAAUCCGCCGCGCCGGAAACGCACUGCUCAUGAAUAAUCCAGCGAGUCGCUGAGCGGGAUUGAGAUCUGAGGAAGGAAACGCUCUAGCACUUUGCGAACAUGGCGACUGCGAUGUACCUCGAGCACUACCUGGACAGUAUAGAAAAUUUACCUUGUGAACUCCAAAGGAACUUCCAACUUAUGAGUGACUUGGAUCAGAGGACAGAGGAUAAAAAGAAAGAAAUUGAUGCAUUGGCCAGUGAGUAUAUAGCCAAAGUGCGGGAUCUGACCCCAGAACAGAGAGUACAGCAUCUACAGCACAUCCAGAAUGCUUACAGCAAGUGCAAGGAGUACAGUGAUGACAAAGUGCAGUUAGCCAUGCAGACAUAUGAAAUGGUGGACAAGCACAUCAGACGCCUGGAUGCUGAUUUGGCUCGAUUUGAAGCUGACCUGAAGGAAAAACUAGAAGGCACAGAGUUUGACAGCUCGUCCGGACGUGGGAUAAAAAAGAAUCGUGGUCAGAAGGAUAAGCGUGGGUCUCGAGGUCGUCGAGUAUCUGAAGAAGAUACUGUAAAGAAAAAAAAAUUAAAAGGAGGGCCAGUGUUCUCCGACUCGGUCCUAUCGGUGCAUCCUUCAGACGUCCUUGAUAUGCCGGUAGACCCUAAUGAACCCACAUACUGCCUGUGUCACCAGGUGUCCUAUGGGGAAAUGAUUGGCUGUGAUAACCCAGAUUGUCCCAUUGAGUGGUUCCAUUUUGCCUGUGUAGAUCUCACCACUAAACCGAAAGGAAAGUGGUUCUGUCCUCGCUGCACUCAGGAGCGGAAGAAAUGAUUACAACACCACAACGUUGAUCAGAUUUCUCCUUAUUACUUCCACAUGAUUUUCUGUGCAUCGUCCCAGUCCUUUUUAUUGCUACUGGAUGGCUUCCUAAAGAUUAAAAGAGGAAGCAACAGAUUUACUAAAUCUACAACCCUCUUCCUAGGAAGAGUACUGUUGCACUUUUGGACUGGUACUGCUAUUAAUUUCUUUUUGACAGUGUAAUUUCAUCAUCUUAUGUUACUGAAAGGGAGAACAAAGUAAAGCACGUUUGUCUUACUCCAUGAUUUGUGCUUAAGGGGUUUGUCAGAGUUUUUUUAAAAAUUUUACUAAAGUGCCAGGAACUUGGUAAAAAAUAAAUAUAACUAACCUUCCUGCUGCCGCCGCCCUCAUCUUCCCCCAAGCUCCAGCCAGUGACAUGUUGUUUGGUUGCAGUGCCAACAUUUUAAAUGCCAGUGGCUGGCCUCCGCAGUCUAGUGUCGUACACUGCUGAGGCUAGGAAUUAUCUGCACCAGCACUUCAGUAAAACUUAAAAAAAACAAAAAAAACUUUGACAACUCCUUUAAACAUACAACGCACAUGUUCCACUAUGCACACAAAAUGUCAGUGAUAUAAGAUUUGUAAAUCAAUUUUAUUGGGACACUCUUGACACCUUAUGUUACAAGUACUGACUGUAAGGCGAUAUACACACAGUGAAAAUCUGUUAUGGUAUGUCUGGUAUAUGAAGUGUAAGUACAAACUAAAUCAAUUAGGGGCCAUGCACACAGCUGUAUUAUGGCUCUGCACAUCCACUGCUCUGUCUUGUGCAUGAUGCCUUGAACUAUAUUGUAGCUGUAGACGAUAGAUAGCAUUUUUUGUGGUGGGUAUUUGUGUUACAUGGGGCUGCAUAAAAGGAACCCUUUUUGGGUGCUCCAAGCACUCAAAAUGCAUGUGAAAGCAGAAAUUGGAUUUUUUCAUAUAAACCAGUUUUGAUUCCUUUCAUAUAAUUUCUUCUGUAAGGGAGCACUAUUAUGCUUAUACCACUUUUCACAUGCAGGUUUGUACACUUUGGGCAAGCUAGUGCAUCUGAAUGUAUGAUUUGGUGCAGUAGUAAUCCUACCUUUAUAGGCUGGUUUCACAUUCCCUUAAGGGCUCAUUCAGACGACCGUAUUUUUGCGGAACAGAUGGGGCCGCAAAAGAUGUGGACAGUACACGGUGUGCAGUCUGCAUCCGUACUUCCGUUCUGUGGCC